Suillus discolor is the source of this 1719-nucleotide messenger RNA. RefSeq lists its product as uncharacterized. Bases 83 to 1351 code for a protein of 422 amino acids. The transcript is spliced from 4 exons. NCBI's taxonomy places the organism in Eukaryota, Fungi, Basidiomycota, Agaricomycetes, Boletales, Suillaceae. The record is from RefSeq and is a predicted model, not a curated record.
GAUUUCGCUGCUCAUUCAGAAUCACUCGACUCUGGACUGAUCUUCUCCCGAACUGCAGGGCGACAACAGAUCGUAGAAUAACAUGGUGCGACAAAGGGAUAAAAAUGUAGUUGAUAAUCAAACUGUCAAUCAGAUUCAGAAAUCUCAACCAAGGCCCACUGGCGUCUAUGACCUUUGGUGCAGCUUGCUUCACAAAGUUCCGAGGGUCAGCUUGCUUGACCUUCCGAGGCGCAGUCUCCGUUCGAGUAUUCCUUGGACUCCUAAAGCCUCCGAUGUAGUCUUUGGAGUACCCGCUACUUCAAGCGACCCAGUACAGAAUGCACGGUGCAAACGCCAAUCGUCCUCUGAGCCCGAACCAGCAAAGAAAAGAGCUAAACCUGCACGAGCCGAGAACCUCGUCGAAGGAGUCCGCAAGCAUGAGCGGUUUUGGCUAGCAGACGGAAAUGCUAUCAUUGAACUUGACGGCAUACAAUUCAGGGUGCAUCAAUCAUGGCUCGCCCAGCAUUCAAAACGCAUUGCAAGCCAUUUCCGCGACAAAGGAGAAAGUGGCGACAAAUUUGAACAAAUUACACUCAAUCCUCGCGGCAACCUCAAAGCAAUAGAUUUCGAGACGCUGCUGUUGUUUUAUGACAACCCGGGGGAUUAUCGCCAUGCUAUCGAGCCUCGCACCCUAAUGUCCCUAAUUCGCGCAGCGACAAGCCUUUGUUUUGACUCUGACCGUACAUGGCUCGUGAAGGAGUUGGAAGCACUUUGGCCCUCUAGCCUGGAAGAGCUGACCGCGAACCCAGAGCCAUACCUCGAUGCUCUGGAGGUAGCUGUCCUCGCACGAACGUGCAACAUUGAUGGGUUGUUGAAGCCUGCAUUUUACAAUAUGGCAAGGAUGCCUGGGUUCGGUCUUAACAAGCUUAAGGAAUCAGAGCAAAUCGACCGUGCGGAUAUGUUGCGCCUUAUACGGAUAAAAGAGUAUUUGAGUGACAUGUGGAUACAGGCAGCUGCGCACGAGGAUCCUGCCUUCGUUUGCCGAAACCUCCGCGAUGCGCCAUCAAGUGAUAGUGCGACUCCUUCUAAACAAGCUGACGAGAAGCCUGCACAUGGCUUUAUCACCUCUGCUAGUGCGGCUAGCACGUGCCUUUCGGUCACUGCAAGACGCGAAGCGUGGGCUCGAUUGGUAUAUGACUCAGGCAUUUUCACUCGAUAUCGCUAUGAUCCACUACGUGGACUAGCAGCGUUGAUAGACAUCGAGUGGACGAAUGAUUGGUGCAAAGAUUGUCAGGAGAAACGGAAGGCGGAUUGGCAUACAAUGCAGAGGAGCAUCUGGGAGAAGGUUGGCGAGUAUUUGAGGGAAGAUUGACAGGUGGAUAUUGCAUUUUGCUCAGAUAAGUAUUCCCGCCGUUAUGUAUCGCUCGAGUUGUGCUAGAAUUGGCUGAUGCUACACCGGAACCAUCAGAAUCGAAAGGGGUUUUAGACGAGUGUUCAAGGCGAACUAGAUUCGGUAAUUAUGUAAAGUUCCAGGACUAUUUGUUGUACACUCUCCACUGUCGUUCAUUUAGCCUUUUGUCCCCGCCAUUUCAAACUUCUUGGUACCCUGCUGUCGACGUCAUUCACGCUUUGAAAAUUUACUUCACUUGUGCUCUUUCAGCACCUUGUCCAUCUGCCCUCUGACGAGUCCAGGUUUCUUGUUCCCCAAUUAUUCAAUAAUCCAUUCAGCAUUUCCCAUCC